GCGGCAUUUACCCUUGCAUUCGUGAGUGGAGCUCUUUCUAUUGUUUCCGUAAUAUUAAUGCUGAUUGUCCCUGAUUCCGCAGCAAACACGGUUGCCUGGAUGUCCAAUAACUCAGAGGGAACAUACAAGCGUAGUGUCGCUCUUGCGAUGGUUAUCAGCUGGGGCAACUUGCAAGGCGCCGUUAGUUCUAACGUCUAUCGUGCAAACCAGACGCCUUGGUACCCAUUAGGCCAUGGACUUGUGCUGAUGUACAUCGGAACUGGUCUCAUCGCUACGGUCACGUUCAGGUUCCUCUUAAAACGGGAGAACGCUCGUCGGGACCGCGGGGAGCGAGAUGAAAUCAUCGAGGGACAUGAGGGAGGCUUUGAAGUCAAUGGUCGGUUCGCAAGCGUUGACGAUGCCAGGAGAGAAAAGGGAGACGAAUGGAGUGGUUAUAGAUACACUCUAUGA
Messenger RNA from Suillus subaureus, 450 nucleotides. RefSeq lists its product as uncharacterized. Gene Ontology annotation, molecular function: transmembrane transporter activity. The transcript has 3 exons. The record is from RefSeq and is a predicted model, not a curated record. Lineage: Eukaryota; Fungi; Basidiomycota; Agaricomycetes; Boletales; Suillaceae. Bases 58 to 450 code for a protein of 130 amino acids. Gene Ontology annotation, cellular component: membrane.